UACUAUAUAACAAAUAAUUUUAGAGCAAUGGAACGUCUAAAAGAAGAGGAGCAGGAGGAGGAGACAGGAGAAGAUAAACUGUCUGAUAGAGUCAGGUUCCCAAACAAAGGGAAGGAUUACGUUGUUCUACCCACCUCUGAUCAGCCACAAGACGCGGCGGAAAUACAACGACAGAGAAGACGAAGAGUUUUCAUAAUAGGAGGAGCAAUCUCAGCAGUGGUGAUCCUACUUGUAAUAGUACUGUGUGUGGUGCUGCUAGUGGUCAAGAAACCCGGCAUCAAUGUAAAUGACGAGGACCCAACAGAGUCAGAACCACUCCCUGAUACAGCUGACAUGAUAACCUGCACUUUGGCAGGACUGAACCCGUCCAAGGGAAUGUGUGAAGUGUCAGGAUGCGAGUUUAGGAGUACGGAAAAUUCUGAUGGCUCCACUUCUAAAAGGUGCGUCUAUCCUAAGAAGAGUUCGUACUCGGUAGAGAGCAAGAACACGACGAGCACAACAGUGCGGAUAACUCUUAAACUGGCUGAUAAAUCAUCGCUGCAUAAAAGAGAUGCUGUUUCUUCUGAAGCAGACUAUUUGAACUCUACUCUUGAUACAACAAGUGGAGACGAAGAGACAGGUGGAGACGAGGAGACAAGUGGAGACGAGGAAGAAGUGAAGAGUAACCCCUUAGCAAUUCUUCCGGAGACUCUUUACGUGCUGAUAACCAACGAAGGCGGGAGCACUUUACGAAUAAAGGUAUCAACAAGCCACUCGGACGACUCGGACGAAGAGACUGGACCACCCAGCAAGAGGGAUCUGACGAAUAGUAAUUUUAAGCUAACUACAGCGGGACAGGGAGACCCCUUCUACAUCAUCGUCAGUAGGAUUAGUAAUGACGGAAAAGACAACGUUAUCCUGGAUACCCGAGAGCAUCCUUUGAUUGUCAGUGAUAACCUUGUCCAAUUCACUGGCGUCUUCGGAGCGGCUGAGAUCUUUUCCAACGGGAAUAAGAUGGCGUCUGGCGACAAUUUAAUGAUAUGGAAUAGCGAAGACAACUCAAACUUACCGUACUUCUAUGGAAUAGUCGGAAAAGCAAACCCUCAAGUGUUCGGAGUAGCUAUGGGCAGUCCUGCACCGAUGAAAAUAAGUUUCGGUGCGAGAAAAGGCAGUGCUACAGUUGUUGAUAUCACUCAGUUGGGAGGGGAUUUCGAAAUGUUAAUUUUCGUGGGACCAUCAAGGAAGGAUGUGGCAACACAGUUCGUUCAGACUUUCGGCCUUCCGAACAGAACCCCUUGGUGGAGUCUAGGCACCCUAGUUCACCACGAUCCUAACGAAGCCAUAAACAGUACCCAAUUCAAAAUUGAUGUGCUCGUCCUCGAUAAUUUCAUCGAUGUUCCCGACGAUUCGCAGCAAAUUAAAUCCGUAAUAACAUACGUUGAUCCGCUCGUGCAGCUGGGAUUAAAUUCUAAUGACCCUCCGAUCCGGACAGCAGAGGGAGAUUACUUUAUGGGGACCUUAUCCCACUCGGAGAUGCCUGGUUCUUUUCGUGCUUACGUCGACUACACCCACCCAAUGACAGAUUAUGAUAACCAAAAUGACAGUAUGUAUCUUGCGAACCGAGCAGGACACAACUUACGACACAACUAUCCUCUGAACUUUGCGGAUCUCAAUUGCACAGAUAACGUUAUCAACAAUUCACCCUUUCUCAGCCUCUCAGAUAAACCUCUUUUCAAUGGUACAAUUUGCCUAGAUUACAUCCACACCGGCAAAGGUCACACCGGAAAAGAUCUCGAAGGUCUGAAUGCGGUACAUAGACGGAUUCACAACCGACACGGUACCUUGCAGGCUAAGAUUUUGCACCAAUAUCGGUCGAUGGAUAGGGAUAGUUUUAUUCAGAUCAGCGAUAGUGUCAGCUUGGGAGCAGGACAGUAUACUGCAAAGUAUAUCGAGAUUGCCACAAGAGAGGACCUUCUCCAGUUGAUACCGAUGAUUAUUUGGUAUGGAAAUGUAGGACUACUGGCGACUACAAGACUAGCCCCUGGUGUGACUGACAAUGAAAUGAUAUUAAAUUACCACAAGCUUAAUGGAUUCCUAUUGUUGACCUCAGGCGACGAAUCUGCACUGUCAAAACUGAACAGCGCUGCACUCGCGGAGAUAAAGGAGUUUAUCAAGACAAAAUACCAUCUCUACCCGGAAUGGCUAACUGCUCUCCACAAAUCCAGUCUCACCAACGGACUCCCCGUGAUCCGAGAGAUGUCCUUCAACUUCCCUGGCGAUGUUCUAUUAGCUGGAUCAGAUCACGGACUACAGUUCAUGGUGGGCGAUAAAAUUGUCGUGGCUGCGGGAGCCUUGUUGGGGAGUGAGACGAGCGUUUAUUUACCGACAUCUCAGAAUGACACCUGGUACAGACGAAACCAAAACAGUUACCAGAGAGUUGUUCCACAAAAAGGUAAAGUAACGAUAGACUCGAACGAGGACCCCUCACAACUCUAUUUUAUAAAAGGAGGGAGUGUCCUCAUGACAAGCAGACUCUCUGAUAUUGACAAGAUGAGUGGCAACCCAAUCGAGACUGUGAAGCUAGAAUACGUUGAAAUAACGAUAUUUCUAAGCGGGACGGAAACAUCCGAAACAAUUUACGAGACAUACUAUCUGAGAGAACAAGAUGAUUUGCUCCUUCAAGUGGCUGUAAGUGUGGACAGCAUUUCUGAAGGAGUCAGAAUCACCAUUCAACCUACUGGGGAUGCUCUAGCAAAAAGUUCAUCAGAUGAACGGACUUGGAACCAAAUCAUGAUAGCAGCCGGAGGACUCCGCGGAAAAGUGUCCCACAUCACAAUUAACGGGAACAGGUUAUCUGGUAUAAGCUACAGCUACGAUGCUGAAAACUGGAGGGAAUCUUCUCUGAGCAUUCUUGAGGACAGUGAUAUGAACACCACCCCUUCCUUGCAUAAGACUUAUGAUAUCAUGAUAUACUAUAAAACAAAUUAAUCUUAGAUGAUUUAAUAUAAAAGCCAGUACGCUUCACUUGAAUCGUCGAUUCAAGUUUAAUCUUAACUAUUAGUAUUAGUUUGAUUCACAGUCAGAAAGGUAAUAACUUCAAAAAUAUAACGAUUUAACAAUAUUCGACUUGUAUUUUAUCGUCGGUAUUUUAACGUUUUUAUUUUCACAUGCUUAUUAUAUUUAACGUUUUUAUGUAGGGUUAUAUUUAAUUUAGAUGAUUCCUACCACAAGUAUUUCUUCAUGACCGAAAAUUUGAAUCUUAUCGAAGGUAAAAUUAAUACUAAUUUGUUUUGAAUAGUCGAAUUGCACUGUACAUGACGUACUAUUCAAAUAAUAUGAAGAACAAAAUAUUAACGACAGUCAUUUGCAUCGGCAAGAGUCCAGCGAUUCAGCAAAUUUCAAGUGUUCUUAUUUCAACAAAUUAGUACAUUGAAUACUUAUGGUCUGAUAUUCAGUAUUUGUGUGACAAAGUGGUAAUAAUAAUUGUUGUUAAACGAAUGAAUGUAAGGUACAAGCUUUGUACAUAUAAUAAUACUGACCGUCUUUCCGUAUCCGUU
This is a messenger RNA of Bolinopsis microptera, 3536 nucleotides long. RefSeq lists its product as uncharacterized. The record is from RefSeq and is a predicted model, not a curated record. Gene Ontology annotation, molecular function: hydrolase activity, hydrolyzing O-glycosyl compounds. Bases 28 to 2967 code for a protein of 979 amino acids. The transcript is spliced from 20 exons. NCBI's taxonomy places the organism in Eukaryota, Metazoa, Ctenophora, Tentaculata, Lobata, Bolinopsidae.